CUUCAUCAUAUGAUGAACUUUUAAAAGAGAUUUGUGAAGUCGAAGCAGCAAUAUCACGAUUUCGUUCUACAUCAGAUAAUUGGCAAGACUAUGUUCCACUUCUUCGUCUCUUUCCAGCUAAAUCCAAUCGAGCAAAUGAAUAUCGUCUUCGUCGUGAUCGUUAUUUAAAUAUUCUUCUCGAUGGUUUAAAACAACAUAUUGCUAAUGAAACAGACAAGCCUUGUAUUACCGGAAAUAUUCUUAAAGAUCCAACAACUCAAUUGAAUGAAGCAGAAAUUAAAAGUAUUUGUUUAACAAUGGUUAGUGCUGGUCUAGAUACAAUUCCUGCUAACAUUAUCUUUGGUAUUGGUUAUCUUUCAUCACCACAUGGUCAACAAAUUCAACAACGUGCUUACGAAGAAAUUCAAGAAGUUUAUCCCGAUAAUGAUGUGUGGGAAAAAUGCUUAAUUGAAGAACGAAUACCAUACAUAACUGCACUUUAUAAAGAGAUACUUCGUUAUUUCACCGUUAUACCAAUGUGUCUCCCACGACGAAGUAUUCAGGAUAUUGAAUAUAAUGGAAUUGUUAUUCCAGAAGGAACGUUGUUUUACAUGAACGCAUUUGCUGGUGAUUAUGAUGAAGAGCAUUUUGAAGAACCUGAAAAAUUCAAUCCGGAACGAUAUUUAGGCGAUGUAGAAGGUACAUCGCACUUCGCUUAUGGAGCAGGAAGUCGAAUGUGUGCUGGAGCACAUUUAGCAAAUCGUGAAUUAUUUACUUUUUUUGUUCGAUUAAUUACAGGAUUUCGAAUUUUACCACCGAAAGAUGAAAAAUACAUGGCACCUACUGAUGCCAUGGACGCCAAUCAAUGUCAUACUGCUCUUGUUGCUGAGCCCAAGAUGUUCAAAUGUCGAUUUGAACCACGAAACAAAGAAUUGUUAAUGGAAUGAAACGAAAGUUCUGAUGUAUCGAACGAAAAGAAGAAGAAGAAAGAGAACGAAAUUGAUCGAGUAAAAGUUAACAUAUUGGAUAAAAAAGCAAACACAAUAUUUCGCAUCGUUUUGAAGACCUUCAAAACAAAAGCAAAUAAAAACUUCAACCGAUCACAUCAGAUGAGUCGUGGUCUUUAUUUUCACGACCAAUAUGUUCGUGUAUCUCAUGUUGGUGGUAUUCAUCGAUACAAACGUGAUGCGGAUGAUCUAACAGAAGCAUUUCAACAAGUGAAACUCGCAUUAGCAGCGAAAGAUGACAAACCCGUGAAAUUCGAUUCGAGUCUUGUGAGUCCGACACCAACGCAUGGAAACAAACAUAAAGGAAAACCAGCAAAUGAUGCUUUGUUGAAGAAUAUUCAAAAGAAAUUGAAAGCUCCAAUUGUACCCGAAGUCUUAUGCAGAGAUUUAGAUGUUUUGUUACAAAGGUUCGAAGAGAGAUUGAAAAUGUCAAUGAAACUUCUUCAAACUUCGGGACCACCUGCUACAGUUCCUGAAGGUGAACAAGUUGUCACCGAUAUUUCUGCUGUUCCUGAACUAAUUGAUGAAGAGAAAGAAAAAGAAAAAGCUGCGUCACCAACACCACCACCACCAGCUCUACCAAAAAUAGUUCUACCUGAUUCUUUACUUAUGGCUUUACAUUCAAACUGGAAUGAUCUUGCAGAGAAUGCCGAAGAUAAUUAUAAAGUUUGGCGAACAAAAAUUGCUGAAGAUACUUGGAACCGUCGUCUUGAACGUAAACGUGUCGAACAAUUGAAAGCUGAAAAACAUCCACCACCAGUUAUAACUAAACCAGUUCAUCCACCAUCUCGUAAAGCUUCUCGUCUUAGUAUUUCUUCGAUAUCAAAAGAUCAAUUACCAGCAUUGGUAUCGUUAAGUAGUCGAACGCGACCAAAUCAUUCCUUGUCUCGCGUUUCAUUUCUUAAUCCGAAUGCGGACAAUAAUCGUUUAUCGAAAUCAUUACAUCAUGGUGGCGCAGAGAAUAUUGCCGGACUUCAUGUCGAGUUUAAAUUAUCAACAGAAACCGAUGAAUCUAAACAAACGACCAGUGAACGAAAAGCGGUGAGUUUUGAUGUUGCAAAACCAAUGGUGGAUUUGUAUGAAGAUAUGAUUGCAUUGAUUCAAUUGAAAUGCAAACGAUUGCUUGCAGAAAUGAAACAAAAAAUAUAUCGAACAACAGGAAAUACGAAUAUCCAUCAUCCAAAAAUGUGUAAAGUUUGGUUUUAUGAAGAUAUCCAUCAUAUGAGAAAUAAAAUUAAUUUGUUGUCGUUCAACGAAUUAGCCAAAAAACAAAAAAUGAAAUUUAUCUUCUCGAUUUUACGAAAACAAAUUCCAGAACGAUAUAACAUCGACAUUGAAAUACCUAAAGCAAAACAUAAAUGUUAUAUUGAAUUAAUCGAUGGUUCAAUUCAAGUCUAUUAUCCAUCCGGUCGACUUGCUGUUCUUCGUCUUCAGCCUCCACAAACUUGUACACUCUUUUUCGAUGAUACUGAUUCUCCCGAAGAACAAUUUCUUGGUCUCGUCACCUCGACUGGCAGUGUUCUUAUCAUGCAACCUGCUCUCUACGCUCGUUUCGUAACUGAUCCUCAUCACGAACGUGGUUAUCUAUGUAAUGGUGAGAUCGGUUCCAUCGACAAACAACUUCGUGCAAAUUCCAGUGAUCCAACACCAGAACAUCCACCAGUACCAACAGGAAACGAAGAGGAUACAUCCGUACCUCCUGUUGUAGAAAAUACUGUUCAAUUACAAUUGAAUUCAUCGAUGCAAUUGGAAUACUUGAAUCCAUUUAAUAUUCGCUUUGCAUUCGCUUGUAGUAAAGAAGAAUAUAAGUUUCAAUUAGGUGCCGUUCCUUCGUUACAAAUGUCGACUUCACUUGAUACAUCAACGAAUUUAUCGAAGAAAAGUUCUGCUGAUCGACGACGUCAAUCGAAAUCUAAAGUCUCGACGAUUAUUUCCAGUUCAACACAUUCGAGUCAAUUAUCAUUGAAUUCGGAAAAACCACAAAUACUUACAGAAAAAUUAGCAGAUGGGCAAAUUAAUAUGAAGGAAUUACCAAUGAUGAAAGAUUUAAUAACAUUACGAAAGCGUGUCAAAAAUAUUUGUAGUAAUUGGUUGAAAGAAUGUCGAACAGCAUUGGAUAUCACAGAGUCAACACGGUCGACAACAAAACGGAGCGUCAAAUCUCCACGAAACGCAUCUGUUUCUUCUAAAGGUGAUACAGCAAAUAAUGAAUUUCCUCAAGGAAGCGAACGGCAACAGCUCGUUCGAACGCAUUCAGCACGAAAAUCAGACGCGGAUAUCAUCGAAAGUACGAUGAUGGAAUUUCUACCUCAUUCGGAAAGUGGCAAACUUUUCAAGCAAAAAUUGAAUGCCAGGAAAAAUCUUUCCUCAUCAGUCACAACAUUACCUGCUAUCAAAUCGGAUGGAAAUCUUUCAUCUCGUGCAGGCACAACGAUUUCUCUUGAUCUACCAUUUGCUUGUCCGAACGUCAUUCGUCAACGUUUACUUCAAGAAAAUCCAUUGAUUCCACUUUCAUACGAAACCUGUGCGUGCCGAGCUGAACAAGUUCCACAAAUCCAUGAUUUAGAAUUCGAUUCCUUUAUUAAUUUAACAAAUCACUUAAGUCCCCGACAAUUAGUUGUUGUUGGCAUAGUUAAUACAAAUCAAUCUUAUCAUGAAAAUAAUCGAACGAAUGAAUUGUACGAAAUUCUUCAAACAUUGCACUAUCACCUUCAUUCUUCUCGAAAUCAAUCGUGUUCAUGUCGCUCGUCCGUUACCGAUGAUUAUCGAUUUCUUAUUUAUGAUUUAUCUCAAGCGACAAGACAAAGUCAUUCUCAAGGCCCGUUGCUUAUGCGUCGUCAUCAUGUACAACCAGGUUUUGUUCUCAUUUACCAAAAUGGUCGAUUGAUCUUUGGUGAUUCGAUCUUCAACGGUUACGGAUCGAAUGUACACGAUCUGCAGAAUCAGUUGAAUCAAAUGAAACAACAACAUAUGGCUUUGCCAGAUGAAUUCAAAUUUCUAUCCGAUCAACGACGAACGAAUACAACAGUUUUGAAAUCAAUUUAA
Messenger RNA from Adineta ricciae, 4031 nucleotides. NCBI's taxonomy places the organism in Eukaryota, Metazoa, Rotifera, Eurotatoria, Adinetida, Adinetidae. The record is from the annotation of a GenBank genome assembly.